AACCACGCCAUGAAGUCCAUGGAACUCUUUGUAGGCUGCCGCAAUAAAUUUGUGGCGUGGCAUUGAUCUUUUUAUGAACUUGCAAACUUUUAUCAAUUUAACAUGUAAUCUACAACACAAUAAAAUGUGUAAAAAGCGACAGGGUCUCAAUAUUUCUGAAGCCACAGUAUCUAAUGAAACAUGUUGCCCAGAUUUGGUGAGUGGAGAGCAAUCCAAUGUUUGACUUUAUUAAAGGCGAUUGACAACAACACAGCUCUGAAGUUUCUGAAGUCUAUUGGUCACUCCUGCUCCAAAGAGACACUUCUGGAAUCUGAACUUCUCAUCUUAAAAACAUUGAACUUCUGCAUUAAUGUCCCGAAUCCUCUAAUGUAUGUGGAAACACUCCUGGAAGUUCUGGGGUACAACAAUGCAUCCGCCCCCGUGUCUCAGCUGUACUCCCUCUGCCACUGCCUGCUCCGGUUCACCUAUCUUCAGAGGAAGUCCAUUUACCACUCCCUGCUAGUAUCUGCAACCAAGUGUACCAGUCCAUCAGAGGAGCAGAGAGUGAAGUUUGCUGAAGUGACUGAGGACUUAAUGUUACUGAGCGUGGGCGUCAUUGCUGCUGGUGCUUUUAUCUUCAACGUCCCCAAGUGGGAGCAGAUACAGACAUGAGUAAAAACAUCAAAAGCAGAAAAGAACUGAAGCACAGCCUACAGCAGCAGAGGUAUUAAGACAAGGGCUCUGUAACUAAGUGCUCGUCUGAAAACGGAGCUGCGUGAACAGGAUCUGAUAUUUUUUUUUUAGUUUCCCCCAUGUAGAAGAAAAACAGCUACGCCCAAACUGAAGCGCAACUGGAAUCGGCCCCUGUACACAUUGUCUACUUCUCGCUUGAACAAGCUAAGAUAAUCCGGCUAAAGGGAACGUUUCACCUAUGUGCUAAGAGCAGGUAUGGGAUCCCCACGGCAUCUCUUUUGUCAUACUAAUGUCAACAAAGCCCAGCUCCCAGCAGACAGAUAAUCUGGUGGCUUGAGCAGGUGUUUUGUUUCUCUCGCCUCAAACGGCACAGCUGCAUUGUGGGCAAAGCUCUCACGGUGAAGGCGCCGUUGCUGUUCGCCACGCUCCAGGAGCCGAAGGUUGCGCAGCAACACCUGUGGAACGAGGGGGACACAGUGCGGUCAUGUCCACUGAAACACACCACUGAAUCAUAUAUGCAACCUCCAAUGGGACCAGACCUGGGUGAAAUGAUUGAGAUACUUUAAGCCAUUAAACACCAGUAGUAUUCUUUCAGUUGAAAGUUUUCCAGCUACUGACAAUUUUAACUUGUA
Molecule: messenger RNA, 1304 nt
Organism: Conger conger (European conger)
Lineage: Eukaryota; Metazoa; Chordata; Actinopteri; Anguilliformes; Congridae
Gene: cntd1
Product: cyclin N-terminal domain containing 1
Exons: 4
Coding region: 181-651 (156 amino acids)
Biological process (GO): reciprocal meiotic recombination
Cellular component (GO): site of double-strand break
Source: RefSeq, a predicted model, not a curated record